AUGAAGGAUAUGGAGGCUCGAAUAAGCCAACUGGCAACUGCCAUCAACCGCUUGGAGUCCCACGUUUAUGGAAAACUACCAUCGCAACCCGAGGUAAAUCCCAGAAAUGUAAGUGCCAUGACGCUGAGGAGUGGCAAGGAACUGGAAGGGCCUAAAGUGGAAAGUUCAAAAAGUAAAAAUGAAGAGGAGAUAGAGAAGGAAAUUGAAGAGGAAAGGCGUAUUCGCAAGGAUCCUAAGGUAACCUUCACUCCUCCGCCCACUAUUAAAUCUAACUUACCUCCUUUUCCUUGCAGGCUGGAGAAGACAAAAAAGGUAGAGAAGGAAAAAGAGCUUUUAGAUGUGUUCCGAAAAGUGGAGAUUAACAUCCCUUUACUGGAUGCAAUCAAGCAGAUACCGAAAUACGCUAAAUUUCUCAAGGAUCUGUGCACCCAUAAGAGGAAACUGAGAGGGGACGAAAGAAUAGCGGUGGGAGAGAAUGUGUCAGCAAUGCUCCAAAGAAAGCUUCCACCCAAGUGCGGAGAUCCAGGUAUGUUCACGAUCCCCUGUAAGAUCGGGAAUACACCGAUCAGGAAAGCAAUGUUAGAUUUAGGGGCGUCAAUCAAUGUGAUGCCAAAGACCAUUUUUGCUUCUCUAAAUCUUGGGCCACUUAAAGAAACAGCCAUCAUAAUCCAACUAGCUGAUCGCACAAAUGCAUAUCCAGAGGGGCUAGUUGAGGAUGUCUUGGUUCAGGUAAAUGAAUUGGUCUUUCCUGCAGAUUUUUAUAUCUUGGACAUGGGAGAUGAAAAAUCAUUAAACCCGUCACCUAUCUUGUUAGGUAGACCAUUUCUUAGCACUGCCAGGACUAAGAUAGAUGUGAAUGAGGGUACUUUGUCAAUGGAAUUUGAUAGUGAAACUGUGAAUUUCAAUAUUUUUGAGGCGAUGAAGUAUCCAGAAGAAUCUAACUCGGUCUUUGCUUUGAGCGUUAUUGAGCCUUUUGUGCAGGAAACUUUUGAAUUAGAUGGCAAAGACGCAAUGGAAGUGGCUCUAAUCAAGCAUCUGGAGUUGGGUGUAACUCUUGAUGUGGACCUAAGGGAAGAUUUGCUCCAUGCUGUUGAAGCCUUACACUCACUUCCACCCGUAUCCCCAAGGUAUGAGCUUACUUCUCUUUUUGUGCCAGAGGCUCAGACAAAGUUGCUCCCUUCAGUUGUGCAGGCACCAGAGUUAGAACUAAAGCCCCUCCCGAAGCAUCUAAAGUACGCAUUCCUAGGAGACCGGGAGACACUUCCGGUGAUCAUCUCUGCACACCUAUCUCCAAGUCAAGAGGACAGGCUGGUGCGAAUCCUUAGGGAGCAUAAGGAGGCAAUUGGGUGGAGCAUAGCCGAUAUUAAAGGGAUUAGCCCGUCCUUGUGCAUGCACCGGAUAAGACUCGAGGAUGAUGCAAAGCCAGUGAGGCAAGCACAGCGAAGAUUGAACCCUCUGAUGAUGGAAGUUGUGAAAAAGGAGAUACUCAAGCUUCUGGAGGUAGGGAUCAUUUUCGCUAUUUCGGAUAGUCCGUGGGUGAGUGCUGUCCAAGUGAUCCCGAAGAAGGCGGGGGUGACCGUGGAGGAGAACCAGGAGGGUGAUAUGGUCCCGGUCAGGAAAGCUACUGGCUGGUGUCAGUGCAUCGACUACCGGAGGCUAAACUCCGUGACUAAAAAGGACCACUUCCCCCUCCCUUUUAUUGAUCAAAUGGUAGAACGAUUGGCAGGUCGUGUUUACUAUUGUUUCUUGGAUGGCUUUUCAGGUUACUUUCAGAUCGCGAUAGCACCAGAAGACCAGGAAAAAACCACAUUCACAUGCCCAUUUGGCACGUUUGCCUACCGUCGAAUGCCUUUCGGCCUCUGCAAUGCUCCAGCGACCUUUCAACGGUGUAUGGUGGCUUUUGAUAAACUGAAGGAAUCAUUGACAUCGCCGCCUGUCAUUCAACCCCCAGAUUGGAGCCUUCCGUUUGAAAUGAUGUGCGACGCGAGUGACUAUGCCGUGGGGGCCGUGUUGGGACAAAGAAUUGGAAGAGCACCACACGCGAUCUAUUACGCGUCGAGAGCCUUAAGUGGAGCCCCACUUAAUUACUCCACGACGGAGAAAGAAUUACUAGCUGUUGUUUUUGCACUAGAAAAAUUUAAGUCAUAUUUAUUGGGUGCAAAAGUAAUAGUUUUCUUUGAUCAUGCAGCCUUGAGGUACUUGCUGGCGAAGAAGGAUGCUAAACCAAGGAUGAUCAGGUGGAUUUUGCUCCUGCAGGAGUUCGACCUAGAAAUCAGGGAUAAGAGUGGAGCUGAGAAUUUGGUGGCUGAUCAUUUGAGCCGGUUGCUCACAAAUCAAGAGGAUCUACCGUUAAGAGAAUCAUUUCCUGAGGAACAAUUAUUAGUCAUUGAUUCGUCAAUACCUUGGUACGCUGACAUUGUCAAUUUUUUGGUAACGAAUCAAUUACCUGCAGGGUGGUCAAAAGCUAAAAAAGAUAAGCUAAAGAGUGAUGUCAAACAUUACCUUUGGGAUGACCCCUACCUGUGGAGGCAAUGUUCAGACCAAGUGAUAAGAAGAUUUCAUGGGUCCCUUCCCCUCAUCUUUUGGUUUCUGUACAUUAUACUUGCUGUUGACUAUGUUUCCAAAUGGGUGGAGGCAAAAGCCACCCGGACUAAUGAUUCUCGAGUGGUUGCAGAUUUUAUAAGAUCUAACAUUUUCGUCCGUUUUGGAAUGCCGAGAGCCAUAGUGAGUGACAGGGGCACCCAUUUCUGUAAUAAGACGAUCACUGCUUUGUUUCGUAAGUAUGGUGUGCUCCACAAAGUGUCCACUCCCUACCAUCGCCAAACGAAUGGUCAGGCCGAAGUAUCGAAUAGAGAGGUUAAGUCGAUCCUGGAGAAGAUGGUGAGGCCUGAUAGAAAGGAUUGGAGUGUGAAAUUGGAGGAUGCUCUAUGGGCUUACCGCACCGCGUAUAAAACGCCAAUUGGAAUGUCCCCUUACAGGUUAGUCUUUGGGAAGCCGUGCCACUUACCGGUAGAAUUUGAACAUAAGGCAUUUUGGGCGCUCAAGCGUGUAAUAUGGACCUUAUGGAGGCCGGAGGAAAUAGAAAGCUCCAAUUACAAGAUGGAAAUCCAAAGUCUUAAGACGGAGAAAAAGUUCGUAGUCAAUGGUCAUCGUUUAAAGCCUUAUUAUGAAGGGUUUAAUAGCGAGCAAGUGGAGGUUCUAUUCCUUGAUAAUCCAAGUGAUGAA
Messenger RNA from Coffea eugenioides, 3225 nucleotides. RefSeq lists its product as uncharacterized. The record is from RefSeq and is a predicted model, not a curated record. Lineage: Eukaryota; Viridiplantae; Streptophyta; Magnoliopsida; Gentianales; Rubiaceae. The annotation marks the transcript as partial. The transcript has 4 exons. Gene Ontology annotation, molecular function: nucleic acid binding. Gene Ontology annotation, biological process: DNA integration.